AUGUAUUUUUUUAUUCCAGUGGAAAGACCAGCUACUAACUCCUACCAAAAUGAUCAAAGAGGCCGCAAGAAAGUGAAGGAAGUCACCCUUGUCAACCUUGACGGUGAAACAUCAGUCUCAGAUGACCCGCCAUCAUUCUUUAAAUCUUCACCAACCUCUAAUAUGUCAUCAACAAGUUCCGACACUUCUUCCUCUUCCUCCUCUUCUUGCACAUCCUCGUCCUCCUCCUCCUCCUCGUCAUCUUCUACUAGUUCUUCUAGCUUCCUCUCAACAGAGUCAAACAGAGACAACGAAUUCUUCACGCGUUCACCGGAACAGAAAUUUGGAGGAUGCCAAAAGAAAAAUAGUUUCUGUAGCGAUGAUUCCGUUAUUCUGAAGAAGUUAAAGGUUAAGAAGUGUGCCGUUCCAAAUUACCUCAGGAACAAUCCCGAUACCACUUACCUCAAAAAAGUGAAAAAAGGGAGAACCUGCGGGCCAACGGAAUACGUUGUUCUCUCCCAAAACUCAGACAACUGCCAACAGGUCAGUCACUGGAGUUGA
Messenger RNA from Rodentolepis nana, 540 nucleotides. The record is from the annotation of a GenBank genome assembly. NCBI's taxonomy places the organism in Eukaryota, Metazoa, Platyhelminthes, Cestoda, Cyclophyllidea, Hymenolepididae.